GGUGGUGGGCGAGCCGUGAUAUAAGGAUCAAACAUGAGUAGUAGGUCAUGACGUUUAUCACAGUAGCAGCGGCCACCCUGCCGAGUGUACCCCUGGAUUUCGUGGGAAACCGCGAUCGCAUCCUCGAGUCCAUCAAGAUUGCCAAGGAGAAGGGAGCCACGCUGCGUACAGGCCCUGAGCUCGAGAUCCCGGGCUAUGGCUGUCUCGACCACCACCUUGAGAGCGACACGGAGCUGCACAGUUGGGAGGUCCUGGCCGAGAUCAUCGCCAACCCGGUCUGCAAGGACAUCCUCGUCGACCUAGGAAUGGGCGUGAGGAACAGAAACGUACAGUACAACUGCCGCAUCCUCUGCACCUACCGCAAGGUCUACGCUAUCCGGGCCAAACAGUCGCUUGCCGGCGACGGCCUGUACCGCGAGCCCCGCCACUUCACCGCAUGGGUCAAGGAGCGCCAGGUCGAGACGCACAAGCUCCACCAAGUGAUCAAGGACGUCACGGGUCAGAGCACCGUACCUAUCGGCGACUUCAUCCUCGAGACCCCAGACACGUCCGUCUCGUGCGAAACGUGCGAGGAGCUCUUUGUCCCCCGAAACCCCUCGACCUUCACCGGGCUUAACGGCGCCGAGAUCAUACUGAACUCGAGCGCCUCCCAUGCUGAGCUGCGUAAGCUCGGCAGGCGCCUCAACCUCAUCUCCAACUCCACCAGGAGCAAUGGUGGCCUUUACAUCUACGCAAACGCCUCGGGCAUCGACGGCGAAGCCCGCAUGCUAUUCGAUGGCAGCAGCAUGAUCAUCCAAAAUGGCGAGGUCCUGGCCCAGAGCUCCCAAUUCUCCCUCCUGCCCGUCGAGGUUACCGUCGCCACUGUCGACCUCGAAAGGGUCCGCAGCUACCGCACCAGCGCUAGCCGCAAUAUCCAAGCUGCCCGCCAGCCCGAGUACCCACGCGUAGAGUGUGAUAUCCUCUUGACCCGCCCCAGCGAGGACGUCUUCGUGUCGGACAACAAGGUCAUCGCCACCGAAGUCCCCAUCAAGCUCCUAGAUCCCAUGGAGGAGAUCUGGAUGGCCACGUCGGUCUACCUGUGGCAGUACCUCGUCCGCAGCUCAGGCGCCGGCUUCUUCCUCGCCCUGUCUGGGGGCCUCGACAGCUCCUCCGUGGCCCUGUUCGUCUACGGCAUGGCGAAGUUGGUGCUCUUGUCCAUCGGGAAGGGAGAGGAUAACACGCUGCAAGACCUGCGCAAGGUAGUGGGCAUCAGCGACUACAAUCCCGAGAGUCCCGAGGAGAUCGUCUCGAGGCUCCUGCACACCUGCUACAUGGGCACUGUCAACAGCUCCGAUGAGACCAGAUCGAGGGCUAAGCGGCUGGCCGAGCGUCUUGGAGCGUAUCAUACCGACAUCGACAUGGACGAAGUCGUGGAUGCGCACGAGAACAUCAUCCAAAAGGCUCUCAACGGCUUCAAGCCCAAGUACCAGGUCGAGGGUGGGUCGACCAGCGAGAAUCUGGCCAAGCAAAAUAUUCAAGCCAGGAACAGGCUCGUGGUCUCGUACGAGCUCGCCCAACUGUCGACCCAGGCCAGGGGCCUGCCUAGAGCUGGAGCGUCGCUGCUGGUGCUGGGGUCCGGCAAUGUCGACGAGAACCUGAGGGGCUACUACACAAAGUAUGACGCGAGCUCUGCGGAUCUUGCGCCCCUAGGCUCCAUCUCCAAGAACGAUGCCAAAUCCUUCCAGCGCUGGGCUCGGGACAACUGGGGUCUGCCCAUCAUGGAUGAGUUCAUCGAGGCCAUCCCCUCUGCCGAACUUCUCCCCCUCUCGGCAGGCGUUCAGGCGGACGAGGAGGAGAUGGGGUUGACUUACUCGGAGCUCUCCGACUUUGGGAUCCUGCGCAAGGUUGAUAAGCUGGGUCCCUGGUCUGCCUAUCUCCGCCUGCUAAGCCAGUGGAAGGAGCGUCCGGGCUUCGGCCCUUGCGAGAUUGCCGAGAAAGUCUUCCUCUUCUACCGCUUUUAUGCCAUCAACCGCCAUAAGGCCACCAUCAUAACUCCCAGCGUGCAUCUCUCGGCAUACAACCCGGACGAUAACAGGCACGACCUGCGACCCUUUUUGUACGUCGUAAACUGGCCAUGGCAGUUCAACAAGAUUAGGAGGCACGUGGAGGAGAUGAGGGGGAGCGGGAAGAAGGCGGGGCAUGUAACGGAACAUUAGCGACCUGGGGUCUUCAGUUGAGCGAGACGGAAGUGGUGACCAUAGACAGCAAAUUCAAAGACAUUUGCUUCAACAGCGA
Molecule: messenger RNA, 2274 nt
Organism: Gaeumannomyces tritici R3-111a-1
Lineage: Eukaryota; Fungi; Ascomycota; Sordariomycetes; Magnaporthales; Magnaporthaceae
Product: glutamine-dependent NAD(+) synthetase
Exons: 2
Coding region: 48-2195 (715 amino acids)
Biological process (GO): NAD+ biosynthetic process
Cellular component (GO): cytoplasm
Molecular function (GO): glutaminase activity; NAD+ synthase (glutamine-hydrolyzing) activity; ATP binding
Source: RefSeq, a predicted model, not a curated record